AUGUCGAAUAACACCGAGGAGGAUGCGCCAACGGGUGCCAAAAGUGGAAUCAUUAUUAUCGUCAUCAUCGUACCCUCGGUAUUGAUCAUUUUACUUCUUACGCUGGUCAUCAUGAAUCGCCGCAGGGGCCUUCGCGAUGAAUCUCAACACAAAGAGAAGCGCUGGAAGACGCGACAGGACGAACUAGAAAGCCACAUCAAAUCUCAAAAUUUCUAUGAUUGGCUCGCAAGCCAGAAAGAAAAGUGUCCUGAUGCACCGCAACCACACGAUCCCUUGUGGUAA
Alternaria atra is the source of this 282-nucleotide messenger RNA. RefSeq lists its product as uncharacterized. NCBI's taxonomy places the organism in Eukaryota, Fungi, Ascomycota, Dothideomycetes, Pleosporales, Pleosporaceae. The record is from RefSeq and is a predicted model, not a curated record. The coding region runs from base 1 to 282 and encodes 93 amino acids. The transcript has 2 exons.